CCCCCUUCCUUUUCCGGCUCCCCCUCAGUCCCACCGCGCUCGGGAAGGUCGGGCAGGGCGGACGAGUCACCGCCGAGUCCUGUUUGUAUCAUGUUGUCCGCCGGCGUCCGCCGCUUCGCCACCUCCGCCAUCCGCCGCAGCCACUAUGAGGAGGGACCUGGGAAGAACCUGCCUUUCUCUGUGGAGAACAAGUGGCAGCUGCUGGCACUCAUGUGUGGGUUCUUUGGAAGUGGAUUUGCUGCCCCUUUCCUCAUAGUCAGACACCAGCUCCUGAAGAAAUGAAGGGCACAGACUGUAACUGCACUAACUGGUUUGAUGUUUUUGAGUCCCUGGACUGAGGAAGAAACAAAAAUCAGCAGACUUUUAUUGAACUUCAGCAUUUAGAACUGUAUGGCUUCAAGGCCUCUGCAAAACCAGGUGAUGGAUGAAGCCAAGCCCAUCAAAAAUUCUAAUUAAAGUAUGUGCUUAUAGCUGUUCUGUAUUCAAAUAAUAACUUGUAAUUUUAUUUGUAGUAGUAAUGUAGAGUUCCUAAAUUUGGUUCAUUUCUUUUCCUUGCAGAGUUGGAAGUCUUCUACCCAUCACCUUUCAGUGGGAAAAUGAUAGCUGCAGUACAAGCUGGAUGGGUCUAAAUAAAAUCUUAAAUCUGAAAA
Molecule: messenger RNA, 650 nt
Organism: Pseudopipra pipra
Lineage: Eukaryota; Metazoa; Chordata; Aves; Passeriformes; Pipridae
Product: cytochrome c oxidase subunit 7C, mitochondrial
Exons: 3
Coding region: 91-282 (63 amino acids)
Biological process (GO): mitochondrial electron transport, cytochrome c to oxygen
Source: RefSeq, a predicted model, not a curated record